Myotis lucifugus (little brown bat) is the source of this 2024-nucleotide messenger RNA. RefSeq names its product mitochondrial transcription termination factor 1 (gene MTERF1). The record is from RefSeq and is a predicted model, not a curated record. Gene Ontology annotation, biological process: regulation of DNA-templated transcription; termination of mitochondrial transcription. The coding region runs from base 270 to 1439 and encodes 389 amino acids. The transcript is spliced from 4 exons. Gene Ontology annotation, cellular component: mitochondrial matrix. Lineage: Eukaryota; Metazoa; Chordata; Mammalia; Chiroptera; Vespertilionidae. Gene Ontology annotation, molecular function: double-stranded DNA binding.
AAGCGCUCUCUGGUUCUUCGGUACAGUCCGAGUUGCCGUUGCUGGCUUUGCUGCUGUGCUUUUUAUUUUUAGAAGCGGGUGCGGGUGACUUGGAGGCUCCCCUGGGUUCGAAGUUGCGCUUCACCUAGCUAAGAGAGGCUAGGAAGAAAAGUCGGCGCUUUGGAAUUUCGGGGAUAAAGCCUACUUUUUAGCUUGUGGAGUUUAAUGAAGACAAUGGACAACUAUUUUCCAGCUUUUUCUGGAGGAAUGCAGAGGUCCUCUUAAGACUAAUGAGCGUUCCAAAAGGUUGGGGCUACUUGACCAUUCUGGCACCACGAAACCUCUUGUAUAUGAGAAGUCACUUCCUCUUUGGCUCAAGAUGUUGGAUGACCCGAUUUUCACCAGAAAUACUCUUCAGAUCAGUUUCAUUUAGGUUUUUUGGUGUGAAGUCUGAUAAUGAAGACAGUGAGCCUUUGAAGAAUAGACUACUGAAUAGCUUACUUACUAUGGGAGUAGAUGUUGACAUGGCCAAGAAACGACAGCCCGGAGUUUUUAAUAGGACGGGUAUUAAUGAGCAGGAUCUGAAGAUGUUCCUUCUGUCCAAAGGAGCUGGCCAAGAAGUGAUUGCUAGCAUCAUAUCAAGAUAUCCACGAGCCUUAACACGCACAACUGAAAAUCUUUCAAAACGAUGGGAUUUGUGGAGAACAAUUAUGACAUCGGACCUUGAAAUUGUAGAUAUUUUGGAACGUUCUCCUGAAUCAUUUUUUCGGUCCAAUAACAACGUAAACCUGGAGAAUAAUAUAAAGUUUCUCUACUCAGUUGGAUUGACCCGGAAGUGCCUUUGUCGAUUAUUGAACAAUGCCCCACGUACCUUCUCCAAUAGUCUUGAUUUGAAUAAACAGAUGGUUGAAUUUUUGCAGGAAGUAUGUUUGUCCUUAGGUCACAGUGAUCCCAUAGAUUUUGUCAGGAAAAUAAUUUUAAAAAACCCUUUCAUCUUAAUUCAGAGCACAAAACGGAUAAAAGCUAACAUUAUGUUUUUACAGUCAACUUUCAACCUGAACAAUGAGGAGCUGCUUGUUCUGAUAUGUGGUCCAGGAGCUGAAAUCCUAGACCUUUCCAAUGGCUGUGCCAAAAGAAACUACACAAAUAUCAAAGAGAAGCUGUGUUCUCUUGGGUGCACUGAACAGGAAGUACAGAAGUUUGUCUUGAGCUAUCUAGAUGUGCUCUUCUUGGGAGAGAAAAAGUUUAAUGAUAAAAUAGAUUGCCUCAUAGAAGAAAAAAUUAGCAUUUCACAAAUAAUUGAAAAUCCUCGGAUUCUAGAUUCAAGCAUAAGUACUUUAAAAAGUCGAAUCAAAGAAUUGGUAGAUGCUGGCUAUAACUUGAGUACAUCAAACAUCUCUCUUCUGUCUUGGAGUCAGAAAAGAUAUAAAACUAAAUUGAAAAUGUUAAACAUGCGAUAGUGCAUUUUUCUGGGGAAUUAAAAAAAUAGUGAUAUAAUUUCACUUUGAAUUUAGGCCUUUCAAAAAGGAGAUGUUUGAUUUCUUAACCACAUAUACAUAUAUAAUGAUUACUUGGAUAUUUUAUUUUAAAGGUUCGUAAAAACUCCUGGUUAGUAUGCUCAAGUAUAGUCUUCCCAGCUACUUUUCCUCUAGUUUGAAUUAAUACAAUAUCCUAUUAUGUGGUAAAGGCCGUGUAAAUGGUACUUUCUGAGUGCCAAGGCAGAACAAUGUAUAUGAAAAGAUAGAAAAUACAAAAUAAGCUUUUUUCAGGUUUUUGUUCAAAUAAAAAAUGGACAGAUUCACUUAGAUCUUUCCAUUUUUUUUCCCAUGGGUUUGAAUGGCACCCUAUUUCUCCUGUUAUUCCCACAUAUCUAAUUAUGGUUCAAAAUAGAAUGCCAGUAAAAAUCUGACAAAACAGAAAGGAGAGAUUUUUCACCCCAAGUUCUACAUUCUUUAUUUAAAACAUUAGUAUUUAACCCAAAUCAAGCCCUCCACUGUAGGCUCAAUUUACUAUGUGUAUAAUCCUGAUUUUUUUGAACACAAAGG